AAUGCACCGUCAUCAAAUUAUCGUGAUAUUCAUGGUGCCAAAAAGUGUCAAUCAUAAAUUCUAUAUAAAAAAGUAAUGAAAAUAAAUUAUUACUUCUACUUAUUUUGCUCAAAAGUAGAAAUAAAAGCAGAACGAGUGAGUCCAAAGUGAAUGAGAUUCAGAUACUUUUUCGAUCCCACGCAUGUGCAUUAAAUGGAAACUGGCUUCCAAGAAACAGUCAAGUUCAGCGCGUGCGCUUAUGAAUAAUGCAAUUUUGUUGUUUUUUUGAAUGUUUUUCUCCGCAACAAUAAAACUUUUUAUUGUUACAUAAAAUAAUAAAAAAAUUCCAAUAAAUUUAUAAUAAUAAAACCAAAAUGAAAUAUCUUUUGUAAGGUGCCAAAUGCAACAACCAAAAGUGGGUCAAAACUGCAGACGUGAGCUUGCGGGCGUUAAAAAUAAAUUAGCAAGCAGCAAAAUUAAAAGCGAAAAAAAUUGUCUCGAAAGGUGCUUGAUUAAGUGCAAUAAUUACAAAAAGAGCCGAGAGCAAUUAAUAUUUUUCAGCAAUUUUUUAUAAAUAAUUUAAAUAUUUUUGCAAUUAAAAAUGCUUGCAGCACUCAACGCCAUAAGCCUAACAUCUUAAAAUUAAUUCACUGAUAAACUUUAACCAACGAGAAAAUAAUUAAACAAAUUAAAAAUUAAAGAGAAUUAAUAUAUAAAAACAAUAUUUUUCAAACUCUUAAACUCUCUUAAAUUCGCUUAAGAGAAAAUUUUCGAAAAUUGUCAGUAAAAUUCGAAAAUGAAUUCUCCGCAUUUGGUAACCGCAGCGAAUACUCAUCACAUUCACAAUCAACAACAAAAUGCCGGUCUCACCAACACAAAUAUGAAAAACUUUAUUAACACAUACAACAACAUGAGUAACAGCAACGGACUUAAUAACAGCAGCAGCAACAGCAACAGCAACAAUAGCAACAACAGUGCAACAACAAACCUUGCUAGCACGAAUAAGUUUGCGCCUGCACGUAGACUUGCUGGAGCGCGUCAAACUUUACGUCUUGCCAUACCGAAACAACAAGGCGAUACUUAUAGUCUCCAAAAUCCAUGUAAUGGAACAAAUGCGUUCUACCGGCAUUCGCCAUCGCAAUUGCCACCAGCUCCCAUACUAAAACGCAACACCCCAAGCCCUGCUACUGCUUCCGUUGCUACCUACUCACAUACACCAAAAUCUUCCUCGCCUUUGGAAUCACAUAACUUGCCAAAUGUAACGCCGACCGUUUUAAGUGGAAAUAAUGGUUCCACUAUAGUUACACCUUCAAGUUGUGGUAGUGGAAAGUUAUUAAAUCUGCGUAAACCUAAUAUUACACUGAAUUCAUCGGACAUACGCAAUAAUAAUGAUCUAUUCGCUUUUUCUAAGGAUUUAUCACCAUCUGUAGAUAUGGAACACACACCCAUGUUUGCUGAUAUUGCCUCAUCAAUUUCACCAUCUUCGGGCUCACCAACUCAUCACUUGAAUCGUUUAUUCAAUCUGAGUCCUUCGACAAAACGUAGUUAUGGAAAUGACUUAAUACGUCGAUACUCAUCUAAAAUCAAUCUCACCAAUAGUCUGAUACGCAAUGCAAGGAAAAAUAUUAAAAAUUGCGCUCCAGGUGUCUUGAAAGCGAUGAACCGCGAAACACGUUUUAGAAAUAAAUUGAGGUAUAAACUGGAAUCGAAAAGAAUGAAGAAAUCCUUGAAGAAACAAAGAAGACUGACUAAACGAGAGGAAAAGACUGACGAGGAAAACAAAGAAGAGAAAGCAGUUCAGAGCCAAACUCUCCACCGUAAUAUAAUAAUUUAA
Messenger RNA from Teleopsis dalmanni, 1813 nucleotides. RefSeq names its product probable serine/threonine-protein kinase cdc7. The transcript has 3 exons. The record is from RefSeq and is a predicted model, not a curated record. Bases 776 to 1813 code for a protein of 345 amino acids. Lineage: Eukaryota; Metazoa; Arthropoda; Insecta; Diptera; Diopsidae.